Messenger RNA from Anopheles merus, 1910 nucleotides. RefSeq names its product solute carrier family 25 member 44. NCBI's taxonomy places the organism in Eukaryota, Metazoa, Arthropoda, Insecta, Diptera, Culicidae. Gene Ontology annotation, cellular component: mitochondrion. The transcript is spliced from 2 exons. Gene Ontology annotation, molecular function: branched-chain amino acid transmembrane transporter activity. Gene Ontology annotation, biological process: transmembrane transport; branched-chain amino acid catabolic process. Bases 792 to 1757 code for a protein of 321 amino acids. The record is from RefSeq and is a predicted model, not a curated record.
UCACAUUGAUUGUUUUUUUCCUGCAUCAUUUGCAACACACAGAGUCACGAGAAGUUUUCUCCCUCGCCUCGAAUGUAAUUUCGAGAAAAAGACGGACUUUUUGGUGCAAAUAUCAGCAAUACACUCCUUCGUCUACGCACAAUGGAUAACGUCAACCGGCGGUGGCACCACAAAUCGACGGAACAGGCGACUUUCUAGCCGCUAAAACCGUGUGCCGUGUUGGUCCGAUUGGUGGCUGGGCAGAUAGCUUUCGAUAGGACCGUCCCAUGCCAUGAAGGACACUGGAGAACGGGGAAGGCGUUGCAGUGCAAUACGAAGGAUUAUUGGCUCCGGUAGUAGUGGUCGACUAAAGCAACGGUGAACCACAAACGCACAACGAACCAAGGAAGGAAAGCUGCUAACACAACCAGUUGACCUGUGCUGACCCUAGGCACGGCCACACUGCCAUACAUCAUCAAGGUCACAGCCACAUCCGGCAGCAGGUUGCUUUUAGGUUCGUGAUGAAGUACAUGCAACAUAUUUCGCCAACUGUUCAGCAGCUUCUGGUCUGACGUCACUCUCGCCAAAAGGAAUUUACAUCAUAUAUAUCAGUGCAAACAUCAGCACGCACAAAAACACAUACACAGUGGCUGCCAAACCGGCGAUUAUCAGCAAGAUAAGUCACUGAAGGCACCGUCGUGCCAUCAGCUGUUGAUAGCGUGCGCAUUUGGUUAUUUAACAACCAAAGGUAAAGAAGGUAGUUCCGCAUAGAAAAAAAAAAACAAACACACUGUUACCCGCUAGUGAAAAAGAUGGCAGACCCUGCAACGAACGGCAAGUUUCUGCGCACCAUCGAGUGGGACAUGAUGGACAAGCGUAAAUUUUUCCCACUCUCGAUGCUGAGCUCGUUUUCAGUGCGCUGUGCGCUGUAUCCGCUGACCGUGAUCAAAACGCAGCUCCAGGUACAGUUCCGGAACGACAUCUACAAGGGCAUGAUCGAUGCCGGCGUUAAAAUCUACCGCGCCGAGGGCGUGCCCGGCCUGUACCGGGGAUUCUGGAUCUCCUCGGUGCAAAUCGUGAGCGGAGUGUUUUACAUCAGUACGUACGAAGGGGUCCGGCACGUGCUCGGUCAGUACGGGGCAAACCAGCGGGUAAAAUCGCUUGCCGCGGGCGGGUGCGCUUCCCUCGUCGGCCAAACCAUCAUCGUACCGUUCGAUGUGAUUUCGCAGCACGCGAUGGUGCUCGGGAUGGGUGCGCACGGUGGCAAACAUGGGGCAGUGAACCCGCUCGGUAUCAACUUCGACAAAGGCAGCAGCCGAUUACGCAUUACGCACGACAUUGCGCGUGAAAUUUUGCGCCGUGACGGUGUGCGUGGUUUCUACCGGGGGUACACCGCCAGCCUGAUGGCGUACGUACCGAAUUCGGCCAUGUGGUGGGCGUUCUAUCAUCUGUACCAGGACGAGCUGUUAAAGAUCGUACCGCCGUGGGUGUCGCACCUGUUCGUGCAGUGUGUGGCCGGUAGCUUUGGUGGGUUCACCACCACGAUCAUAACGAAUCCGCUAGAUAUUGUACGGGCCCGGUUGCAGGUGCAGCGGCUCGAUUCGAUGAGUGUCGCGUUCCGGGAGCUGUGGCACGAGGAACACUUUCACAUGUUCUUUAAGGGGCUGACGGCGCGGUUAGUGCAAUCGGCCGCCUUCUCCUUCAGCAUCAUUCUCGGGUACGAAACGAUCAAACGCGUGUCGGUGAACGAGCAGUACCGUCACAUGAUCAAAUGGUAACGGUCGACGGUCAUGCUUUGAGGUGAAAUGUUUCUUUUUGUGUACAGGCAAGCAGGUGCGAUCGUUGGUAGCGUGUAUCAUCGUCGUCAUAAUGUUCAUUCGUUUUGUAGAUUCGUUUACACCAGCGUGUAUAUCUCAUCAUGGAAUGUAGAA